AAUGGCUUGCUUUCCUCUUUGCCAUUUAUCACAAAUGUAAUCGGGGCAUGGACGGCAUCGUUUGCUGCUGACUACUUAAGAAAAUCUAACAAAAUGUCCAUAACUGCCAUCAGAAAAUUGAUGAAUUCUAUAGGUACAUUUGGUCCAGGACUUGCUUUGAUAGCAGUUAAUUUUGCUGGGUGCCGAGCCGAGCUAAUUAUAGCCUUACUUUGUAUCGCAAUGGCUUUGAGUGGUUUUGCUUAUUCAGGUUAUAACGUUACACACAUGGAUAUGUGUCCUGAUUUUGCAGGAACAUUGUAUGGCGUAACAAACUCGAUUGCCAAUAUUUCUGGUGUCUUAGCUCCAAUGACUGUAGGAAUUUUGACUUCGAAUAGCGCAACUCUUGCAAGCUGGAGUAAAGUCUUUUACACAACUGCUGCUGUCUAUAUAGCUUGUGGAGUUAUAUUCGCUAUGUUCGCAUCUGCUGAAUUACAGCCAUGGGGAACAGCUAACAGUGAAUCGAAAGACGAAAAGCAAGCAGUUACGGAUAUUGAUAUUAAAAAUGUCAAAACAAACUUUGGAGAUCCUUGUUAAACAGUUGCUCAAGCAUUCCUUUUUUCUAUUUUGAAAUAUUUCAUUGAAAGAACAUAAGAAGAUAAUUGUUUCUGUUAUAAUUCAUUGCUAUAUAACUAACGCUGUAGUUCUCUGCCGCCAAAUAAAAUGUUAUAGUUUAA
Molecule: messenger RNA, 713 nt
Organism: Parasteatoda tepidariorum (common house spider)
Lineage: Eukaryota; Metazoa; Arthropoda; Arachnida; Araneae; Theridiidae
Source: RefSeq, a predicted model, not a curated record